AAGGUGAACGUAGGGUCGACCCACCGAGCCACUCACCAUACAAAUUGUGAACGAGGAGGGAGGGAUAGGGAACGUCGAAGUAUCCGAUCUCGGGAAGGGAAAAGGAGGGGAGACGGGGAGGACUCUUGAGAUGCCCCGCAAGUUCUCUCCCGCGGGAUAUCCCACGGGGCGGGACGAAGUGUCUUGGGCACAAGAUGCCCAAAGCACGGAGAAAGGCGUCGGCAGCGGACAGCAACGAUACCCCUUACAGCAUGCUAUGUCCCACACCGCCAUGCCCGCGGAGCUGUACACCCAUCCCUCCGCUGCCGGGUCUGGGUCCGCCCCUUGGGGGAGUGGGUACGCGCUGAAAACCCAGCCUCGGUAUGCCGGCGGGCAGAGUAGUGAGAGUCAGGGCAGCACAGGGGGUCUGGGCGCGCAACAAUCGCAACAGCAACCCCGUCCCCGCCAACCCACCUUCCAGCAGCAGCAUCAACAACAACCCUCAGGAGGAUCCUUCACCGACAUGACCGCCCCGCAACCCUUCACCUACUCACAGCCCUUCCCGACCCAACAACAACAACAACCAGCCAUCCUCCGCCGCGGCGGCACAUCAUCCUCGUCCCGUAAAGGCAGCCUAGCCUCCUCCCUUGGCAUCGAGGCAUCCGCUGAUCCACCUUCCGGCAAUUACCAGCACCAUCAAUAUACCCAAGCGCCGAGAGGAGGAGGUGCUACCAACACCCCUACGGGCGUCCUGUCGUCGUGGCUCGUGGGGCUGGGGAAAGAUAGUGGCGCGGAAAUGAUUCUUGGGAGGCCUGGGGGAAAUAUCUCGGGUGCUUCUGGUGAUGCUGUGGCCGCCUCGCCCCCGGCGGCGGCGAGAGACACAUUGACGAUGGAGGAGCAGUGGUCUGCGCCCGCGGGGUGGGGUGUCGGUGGCCAGGCUCAGGGACAAGGGCAGCCCGAGGAUCCGGCUGGUGGUGGUGGAGGUGGUGGGCAGUAGCGCCCGGAUGUCCACCCACGGCAAUCCCUUCUUUUCUCGGUUCAUUCUUUGUCAUUUUUCCUUGGUCGAACGACAACUCUUUCAUGCUCGGAUCAUACCCCCUUCCCCCUUUCCCCUUCCCUCCCACCCUUGGUAGGGGCUUUCGGACACCAUUCUUUCGAAACCCCUCUCCCUUCCUUGUGCGCAUCGUCAGGACGGGGCUGGGCUAGUUAUGCUGCUUCCCCCAUUUCUGCUGUUUCCCGUCGCUUUUUUGCUUCUUUCUUUUUUAUUUCGUAGGUGAUACCCAAAGGUCCUUUGCAGAGGACGAACCCAUACACACUACUACUACUCGCUACAAAUGUUGAAAAUCUUAUGAGAAAAAUGAUUCCUUUAUGGCUUCCUUUUCCUUUCCGCAAUUUGAUGGUAUGACAGAUAAG
Fimicolochytrium jonesii is the source of this 1392-nucleotide messenger RNA. RefSeq lists its product as uncharacterized. The transcript has a single exon. Bases 131 to 976 code for a protein of 281 amino acids. The record is from RefSeq and is a predicted model, not a curated record. Lineage: Eukaryota; Fungi; Chytridiomycota; Chytridiomycetes; Spizellomycetales; Powellomycetaceae.